CCCUCUGAAGCUGAAGAGUGCUAUGCUAAAGCAGCGGUGGCAGCGGAUGCCAAAGUUUGCUCUACCAUCGGGAGGGACAUGUUGAAGCGUAACGGUUCAGCAGUCGAUGCUGCUAUUGCUGCUCUGCUGUGUGUGAGUGUGAUUAAUCCCCACAGCAUGGGCAUCGGAGGAGGCGGGGUUUUCACCAUAUACAGCCCAUCAACAGGAAAGGUGGAGACAAUUAAUGCAAGAGAAACUGCUCCAAUGAGUGCUUCAGAGAACAUGUUUGGCAAUGACCCCAAGAAAGCACAACCAGGGUUGUUUAUAACUGUGCCAGGAGAACUGCGGGGUUAUGCGCUGGCGCACCAGAGACACGGGAGACUGCGAUGGAAGGAGCUGUUUGAGCCCAGUAUAAAGCUGGCAUCAGAGGGUUUUCAGAUUGGCAAGGCCUUGGCUAAUGCCAUCAAUGAGACUAGAGGCACAAUUCUGAAUGAUAAAACAUUGUGUGAAAUCUUUUGCGACUUAAAUAAUAACACCUUGAAGGAAAAUGACAUUAUAAGUUUUCCUAAACUAGCUCUAACCUUUAAGAAGAUAGCAGAAGAAGGACCAGAUGCCUUUUAUGAUGGGUCAUUGACUCAGACUAUAGUGGAUGAUAUCAAUGCUGCAGGAGGGAUUAUAACACAUGAGGACCUGAAGAAUUAUCAACCUGUGCUGAAUGAGUAUGCAUUAAACUUUACUGUGGGGAAAUACAUAUUUCAUGCUCCUGAUGCUCCAUUCGGUGGACCCGUACUCGCUCUGAUACUCAACAUACUCAGAGGCUACAACAUCUCAAGCAGCAGUGUGUCCACAACGCAGAACAAGACUUUGACCUAUCAUCGUAUGAUAGAGGCGUUCCGCUUCGCUGAUGCCCGCAAGAGUAAACUGGGAGACCCACUUCAUGAAAACAUGAUUGAGAUUGUCCAAAAAAUGACCUCAGUGAGCUAUGCUGACGACAUCAGGAGUAAGAUUAAAGAUGACAUCAAACAAACGAGCUAUGAUGAGCAGGAGGACCUUGAUAAUGUGCCGGAGGACCAUGGCACGUCUCACCUGUCUAUUAUCGCAGAAGAUGGGAGUGCAGUGGCAGUCACCAGCAGUAUCAAUAACUAUUUUGGUUCUGGGGUGAUGUCACGCUCAACAGGCAUUAUAUUUAAUGACCAACUGUGGGAUUUCAUUGAACCUGAGGUGAUAAAUAAAGUUAACAAUAACAACUUAAUUAAACCAGGUAAAAGGCCGCUUUCUUCAAUGUGUCCCACAAUAAUAUUGGACAAACACAGCGGACAAGUCAAAAUGGUGGUUGGAGGUGCAGGUGGCACAAAUAUCACCACUGCAACAGCCCAGGUGAUCCUGAACUACCUGUUCUUGGACUAUGACCUGCAGAAAGCUGUCACAGAACCCAGAGUUCAGAUCACGCUACAUGACACAAAUGUAGAAGAUAACUUUGAUCAGAGAGUAAUUGAUGGCUUGAAGCUGAAGGGUCAUAAUAUCCAUCACAAUACUUCAUUGUCAGUGGUCCAGGCGGUUGUUCGCCAGCGGGACAAGCUCUGUGCCGAGUCCGACUUCAGGAAAGGAGGCUAUCCGGCGGGAUACUGAGCACUCCUGUGUUU
Messenger RNA from Rhinichthys klamathensis goyatoka, 1622 nucleotides. Its product is annotated as glutathione hydrolase 1 proenzyme-like. Lineage: Eukaryota; Metazoa; Chordata; Actinopteri; Cypriniformes; Leuciscidae. Gene Ontology annotation, biological process: peptide modification; glutathione catabolic process; regulation of immune system process. Bases 79 to 1608 code for a protein of 509 amino acids. Gene Ontology annotation, cellular component: plasma membrane. Gene Ontology annotation, molecular function: glutathione gamma-glutamate hydrolase. The transcript is spliced from 12 exons. The record is from RefSeq and is a predicted model, not a curated record.